Messenger RNA from Branchiostoma belcheri (Belcher's lancelet), 7048 nucleotides. RefSeq names its product filaggrin-2-like. The record is from RefSeq and is a predicted model, not a curated record. Bases 287 to 6226 code for a protein of 1979 amino acids. The transcript has 20 exons. Gene Ontology annotation, cellular component: nucleus. Lineage: Eukaryota; Metazoa; Chordata; Leptocardii; Amphioxiformes; Branchiostomatidae. Gene Ontology annotation, biological process: regulation of telomere maintenance.
CUCGGAAUCCCACAAUGCUCCGGGCAUAAUGGCUGCCGUCGUAAUCAUGUGGCGUCUAUGAAUUUUAUAAUCAGGUGAGAAAGGUGAAAUCCUCGCCUUUUCUACGUCUUCUAAGUAUAUCACAUACAAUGGUCUGACAGGAACUUAACCAAGGAAAGUGGCCGGUAGCCGUGGCCUUUUUUCGUCUUGUAGUUUGAUUGAAAUCUGAGCAGGAAGUGAGUCGUACUUCGAGCCAAGAAAGAAAAGAAGAACGUGCGUUUGUCGACCCAGAGAAAGAGUUUGCAAGAUGUAUCCGUCCUGGAAUCAGCAGCCGUACGGCUCCCAGCAGGACAUGCAGUCCUUACAGCACCAGUCCCAGAUGAACGCCUACCAGCAGCAGCUCUACUGGCAACACUACUACGCCUUGCAGCAAAACCAGCAGAAUAAUCCUCCACCGGCGUCUUCUUCGUCUACUGUGCCCACGUCUAGUGCGGGGGGCCAGAACCCCCCUCUGCCGUCAGAGACGGGUGAAAAGCCCCCCUUGCCGAGCGAGCCACCGCCGCAAGACAACCCACCCUUGCCUGGUAAUGCUACACAGCCUGGUGCAGCCAACUCUGCGGAGGCUGCGAAAAUGAACCAGCUGGCAGAGCAGGCCCGUCAGUGGCAGGCCAUGAAACAGUGGCAGGAGUACCAGUAUAGCAUGAUGCAGCAGACCAUGCAGCAGCAGCAGGCCUGGAUCAUGCAGCAACAACAGAACAUGCAGCAGCAGCAUGCCAUGCAGCAGAUGACCCCUGACCAGAUGAACGCGGAGGUGGAGCGUCAGGCUGAACAGUUCCAGAAGCAGUAUGAGCAAUGGCAGAAACAGUUUGAGGACUGGAAGGAACAGCACAAGAACCAUCCCAAUCAGGAACAGUUCCUGCAGUACGAGCAGCAGUGGAAGCAGUGGCAGCAGCAGAUGGAGCAGAUGUGGGCAGCACAGAAGGAGCAGCUCCAGAGAGCCAAGAACAUGGCCCAACAACAACAACAACAACCUGUCAGCUCAGGUGCAGCCUUCAGCCAAGCACCCUAUAGCCAGGCUGCCACCAUGUCUGGGCCCAGCUUCAGCCAGUCUGGACCUCCCUAUAAUCAGACUGGAACCAUGUCUAACCAAGCUGGCUCCAUGUCUGGCCCUCCCCACAGCCAGACUGCAGGCAUGCAGAACACCCCUUACAGCCAGGCUGGACCCAUGCAAGGGUCGGGUACCAACCAGGGUUUCCCUCCCAGGGGGCCAAGAUUUGACGGGCCACGUGGGCCACGGUUUGGUGGCCCGAGAACCCCGGGGUUUGAUGGCUCCUCAACUGGCCCCCAGUUCAGAGGUAGAGGACCCAUGGAGCUGAACAGACCCAGGUUUGGGCCACGGGCGGGCCAGCAGCAGCCUGGGUUCAGAGGACCGUGGCCAUUGCUGGACGACUAUGGGUCAGCUGGGAGAGGAAGCAUGUUCGGCCAAAGACAAGAGCAGCAACCAGGGCCAGGAGGUGUGGAACAGAGUGGAGGACCCAUGGGCAGGGGGAGGGGCUUCAGACAGGACCUCGGCAGAGGGAUGGGUCAAGGCGGAGAUAGUCAGGGCCCAGGCCACCUCUCAGGGCCUGGCAGUAAAGAGGAUCUGGGAGCCUGUGACAAUAGUGAAAGCCAGGGAUUUGGCAGUAACCAGGAUAUAACACAAGGGGGAGAUAUGAGCCAAGAUUAUGGUAGUAAUCAAGGUACAGGCCGUGGCUUUAGUGGUCCAGGACAAGGACAAGGCAUGGGUCGAGGCUUUGGUGGCCCAGGGCAAGGGCCAGGUAUGGGCCGUGGUUUUGUUGGCCCAGGACAGGGGCCUGGAAGGGGACGGGGUUUUAGUGGCCAAGGACCAGGGAUGGGCCGUGGCUUUGGUGGGCAAGGACAAGGGCACGAUGCAAGCCAAGGCUUUGGUGGCCCUGGGCAGCGGCCAGGCAUGGGUAGAGGAUUCGGUGGCCCAAACCAAGGACCAGGACUGGGCCGUAGCUUUGGCAACAACCAGGGCAGAGGUCCUGGGAUGGGCCGGGGAUUCCAGCAGGAUAACCAAGGGAUGGGCGGAGGGUAUGGACAGGAGCAAGGGGAUUUCGGACUGGGGAGAGGCCGCGGUUUGUCAGAACAGAGCGAGGGUGGGCUGGAGGGAAAUGGGAAGAGACUCCCCUCCUUACUGGGAGACAGUCCAGGCACAGGCCAGGCGGCCAGCCAAGAAAUGGGAGAAGAAACUGAGAAGAGUCAAAUACCUGAACAACCUCUGGGCAUGGACGAGGACUUCAGACAAAAUCAGGGCAUGACGUUUGGACCCCGAGGACAGUCACCAAUGCAGAGGCCGAGGGGACCUGGGUUUGGCCAGGCUGAGGGCCAGAGAUUUGGCCCAAGAGGGCGAGGGUUUAACCAGAUGGAGGGUGGACCACGCUUUGGUCCUAGAGGAGGUUUUAACCAGACAGAAGGGCAAAGAUUUGGUCCAAGAGGCAGGGGUUUUGACCAGUUGGAGAGCCCAAGAUUCGGUCCAAGGGGAAGAGGGCUUGACCAGACUGGAGGGCCAAGAUUUGGUCCCAGAGGUAGAGGUUUUGACCAGUCUGAAAGCCCAAGAUUUGGUCCAAGAGGCCAGAAUGAGGGCCCAAGAUUUGGACCAAGAGGACGGGGCUUUGAUCAGACUGAAGAGAUGAGAUUUGGCCCAAGAGGAGGCCUCAACGAGAUGGGCAGACCAAGAUUUGACCCCAGGAACCAGGAAGGGUUUGGGCCCAGGGGCAUGGGAAUGGAAGGCCCCAGAGGAAUGGUUCCCAACCAAGGCCCCAGGCCUGUGGGCCCAGGCACCACUACCCAGGAUGAGGAGCCAAAACUAACUUCUGCUCAAGAUGGGCCUAAAGAUGUGGACCUGCGCGCAAACCGCAGCAAAGCAGAGGAAACAAAAUCUCAGCCAGACAAGGGCGAAGGUGACAAGAAGGGUCCUGACCCCAAAACUGAGCAGGGAAAGAAACCAGAAGUGGCAAAGAAGGACAGCAAGGCAUCAACUGGUCAGCCUUCUUCAAAACCUCCGGAUCCCUCUCCAGCAAAACCAGUCGACAAGAAGGCACCCGAAGCAGAGAAGCCUACUUCUCAGCCAAGUGUAGUUAAAACCUCUGCCCCUCAGCCCAGUGGUUCUCAAACAGCAGCUUCCAUGUCCACAUCAACUGUCUCAGGUGCAGUACAGACACCACCUGUGAAGGGUAGGGAUAAGGCCGCAUCAAAAAUGCCUGAAAAGGGAACAGGAAGCAAUGAGGAAGACAAAGCACAAUCUGGCAUGCCCAAGUUUUCUCAGCGUGAAGCUGACCUGUUGGUGAAAGCAGCCGAGGAUCUUAAGAUGAUUAGGGAGGCGCAGGAGCAGCUGAGAAGGCUGGAGGAAAUCUCCGCACUGCAGAAAGUCACCGCUGCCAUGUCCGAGCACCUGAGGCCUGGGGCAGGCAGGGGCAGGGGUCGAGGCCUCGAACCCAACAUGGGACGGGGAAAGGGUGAAGGGGCAGAGCCAAGUAUGGAGGCUAAAGACAGCAAGGGACCUGCACACCUUUCCAGAGAAGGGGGGGUAGGCAGGGGUAAAGAUGCAGCAAGAGGGGCAGAACCCAGCCUGGGCCAUGAAACAGAAGGCCAGGACCCUGGAGCAGAGCAGGACAUGGAGUUAGAGUCAGAGAGGGCCAGCCAUUCCAGCAGGGGAUCCAACCACGGCAGAGACUUGGGCGGGCCGGAGGGGGCCAGGAGGGGCCACAGUGGGCCAGACCAGGCCAGGUUUGGGUACGAGGAGAGGUACAAGAGCUACAGAGAGGAGGAAGCCGACUAUGGAGAACCACCAUACAGUGGCUAUCAGGAUGAAGACUAUUACCAGGAGGAGAGUAGAGACCUGUAUGGCAGGGACCGUUACCGAGGGCGUCAGCAGGCGUAUGAUGAAGACCAUGAAUACGACGAUCCCUACCAGGACCCGUACUACAGCAGAAAGGACGACUACAGGGAGGACUACCGGAGAGAAACUGCGUACUAUGAGGAUGACAGGCCAGGGGAGAGGUACAGAAGGGAAGAACCCCUCAGACGAGGGGAGGAGUAUGGAUGGACAGACGACUACAGGAGAGCAGAGGUCUACGGGCAUGGCAGUGACGAGUUUGCCAGGAGUCGUCUGGAACGAGACAGGGAGCCCAAACCUCCAGGGGUGGAGGACACUUACCUGUACGAGCGACACACCUACUCAGAUGAUCAGUACACGUUGGACAGAACCGGAGUUCGAGAAGACAGCCAAAGUCUGGGGUUAGCUGGCAGGGUGGUGGAGUCCAUCGAUUAUGGGCAUGGAGAAAAAGCUCCAGGAAAAGGCUACAGCCAUCUGCUGACCACGUCCCCUGCAGAGGCAGCGGGUAAGUCCUUCAGCCACCUCCUCUCAGCCUCCACAGCGCCCGUCUCCGAGGCCCCUGCCACCAGCCAGGUGGGGCUGUUCUCCAGGGCUGGCAUGGUGGAGGAGAUAGACUACGGGCACGGGCAGCAUGCACCCCUCGGCCGUGAGGUCGUCAGGGACACGUUUCUAUGGGAACGGGGCGUCCUGGGCGGUCAGGCUGAGGAGGACAGGUUGUCUGGUCGAGGGCUAGAGGGGGUGCCGCGGGAGAGAUCGCGGGAGAGAUCCAGGGAUAGGAUGGGGCAGGAAGACGCCAGGCACGGCCGGAGCAUUGAAGAUGUCAGGCUUCCCAGAGAUAGGGAGGUCUCACGAGAGAGGGAACGAGGCAGGAGCUGGGAGAGGGAGAGAAGCAGGGAUAGAGAGAGGGAGUUUGUGAGGGAGGGAGACUUACCCAGCCGCGCACGUGACAGGGACCUGCCCAGGGAUGACCGAGAUCGAGCCAGAGGAUUGGAUGACAGGUCACGUCGGAGGGAGGUGGAUGAGCUUGACCGGUACCGGGUGGGGAGGGACCGUGACCGUGACCCUGACAGGGAGAGGUUAUAUCCCGAGUCAUCAUCGCUGUACCGAGACUACAACCGCGACAGGGAGAGAGACAGGGACAGUUUACAUAGGUUCCCUCCUCCAUCCACGUCACGUUAUGAGAGAGACCGAGACCCCUACGCACGUGAGAGGGACUACUACUUUGACCGACCGCCCUAUGAUGACAGAGCAGCGUACAGUGGUGGCGGCCCCCCUCCCCCUGGGCCCUACGACGUGCGAGACCCGUACACGGCCCCUCCCCAGCAGCCAGCGGAGGAGCCCAAACCUGAGACUGUGUCAGCUGAGGACAUCCUGAAGGAGCCGGGCCGCAAGAACAGACCCAAACAGCUUGUUGCAAUCCUUCGAGGUCCUCCCGGGUGUGGCAAAACCCAUGUUGCAAGACUUAUCAAAGAGAAGGAGACAGAAGCCGGCGCCAGCGCACCACGUAUAUUUUCCUUAGACGACUACUUCAUGACGGAAGUUGAAAAGACAGAGAAAGACCCUGAGACGGGCAGAAGGGUCAAGACCAAGGUACUAGAGUAUGAGUAUGAGCCAGAGAUGGAGGAGACUUACCGAGCCAGCAUGCUCAAGGCCUUUAAGAAGAACUUGGACAACGGGUUCUUCCCCUUCAUGAUCGUGGACGCCGUCAACGACAAGGUCAAACACUUCCAGCCCUUCUGGAGCGCCGCCAAGAGCAAGGGGUUUGAGGUGUACAUAGUUGAGUUGACUGCUGAACCACAUGCCUGUGCCAGGAAGAACACACACAAAAGGACACUGAAAGACAUCACAAAGAUCCUGGACAGAUGGGAGUCGGCACCACGUCACAUGACCAGGAUGGAUGUGCGGAUGCUCCUACAGGAAGCGGCUAUUACAGAGGUGGAGAUGGAAGACUUUGAUGACAGCCAGGACUCAUCCCAGGGCACGGAGGGGAAGGGUCCAGAAGAGGAGGAAGAUGUGGAGGAGGGGCAGGGCUUCUACACCAAAAGUCGCUGGGAGAUGGACACUUCUGAGCAACAGCUAGACAAGCUGGACGGCAUCCGUCUCCAUAAGAAGUCAGCUGAGGACCGACGGCAGAGCAUGAGUGAGUUCCUGUCACUGGUGGAUGAGUACAACAGGAACGUACAACCUGGCAAGAAAAAGGUGCGCUGGGCGGACAUUGAGGAGCGGCGAGACCAGGAGAAGAAGCGAGCCAUGGGGUUUGUGGUAGGCCAGACCCAGGAGGACUGGGAGCGCAUGACGGGCGGAGAUUCCUACGCGGAACGGGCGCUCAAGAGAACUAAGUUUUUCUGACGCUGCAGCUGAAGAACAUGCAGAAUGUUUGCAGUUAUGCUAAGAAGAGGAGAGUGUUCCAAGUCAACUUUUACGACAGCAGCUUGGACAUGCAUCAAGUGAAGAUGUAGAUACUAUAAUUCAGCUAGAAGAAGUAUGCAACAAUUAUACAAAAUGUGAUAAAGGAUACAUACUUGCUAUGGACUAUUAUUGUCUAAUUAGCAGGGCAUGGUAGUGAAUAUACAUGUAUCAACGUCAGUACUGUUUGGUUAGAAAAUGUUUGUGUUAUGUUUCUUUAUGAAUACUUGUGCAUUUCUGAAGACAUUGGUGUAGUCAGUGGUAACAAGUGCAUUGUAGGGUUACUUUUAUUUUUGAAUGUAUGUGGAGGAGUCUUGCUGCCCAGAGUUGCAAAAUUAGAAAAUUUUUAGUUCCCAACUUCAAUUAACUUUUGCAUGAUUGUAGGGAAUACAUGCAAGCCACAGUUACACACUUAAGAAAUCUAGUACACAUUUUGUCAGGGGAAAUGUGAAACAAGAAUGUUAGUCAACAUUUUUGUAUUGCAUUUUUUCUUUUACAUCAUUCUGUAGAGUCACAAUGCACAUUAAAUACAUCAUUAAAAGAAAACGUAAUGAUCUUCCAUAUGAAAUAUGUACCUCAAAUAUGACAUUUACGCUUUUGUAACAUUACUAAGUUAAACGUAACUGUCUCGGAAUUUCAUUCAUCUCCUUAUAUGGCUAGGCUAGGGCCCUGUAAAACCCAAAACAAUUGUGGUGAUUUCACCCGGUAAGAACUUGUACAACAGAUGUGGGCAUACCUGUGUUUUAUUAAACAGUAAAAUGUGUA